Molecule: messenger RNA, 1401 nt
Organism: Botrytis byssoidea
Lineage: Eukaryota; Fungi; Ascomycota; Leotiomycetes; Helotiales; Sclerotiniaceae
Exons: 5
Coding region: 1-1401 (466 amino acids)
Biological process (GO): transmembrane transport
Molecular function (GO): transmembrane transporter activity
Source: RefSeq, a predicted model, not a curated record
AUGGCGUCGGAUAAAUCAGCAGCAGUCGAUACUUCGUUGUCUUCGGAUAAUGAAGCUCUACCUGUAGUCCGGGAAAAGCAUCCAGUAAAAUGGUACCGUUCUACUCUCUAUAAUUCCAUAAUUCUUGGAAUCUGUAACUUCCUGGCCCCAGGUAUCUGGGGUGCCAUGAAUAGUCUCGGCGCUGGUGGUGAAGAGUCUCCUCAUCUAGUCAAUGCCGCUAAUGCUCUCACUUUCUGCCUGAUGGUACUAUCCUGCUUCUUCUCCUCCGUUCUCGUUAAAUAUAUCGGUAUCAAGGCCGCUCUCAUUUUCGGUACCAUCGGCUAUGCCCCUUAUGCGGCUGGUCUCUACUGCAAUAAUCGAUAUGGAAACGAAUGGCUUGUACUUCUCGGCGCCGCCCUCUGCGGUAUUUCCGCAGGUGUAUUCUGGAUGGCUGAAGCAGCCAUCGCGUUGAGUUACCCGGAGCCAGAGAACCAGGGAAGGUUUCUGGGUCUGUGGUUGAGUUUUCGUGUUGCCGGACAGGUACUUGGAGGAGUGAUUAACCUUGCUCUUAAUGCAGAUAAUUCGCGCAAAGGAAAGGUGUCCUAUAAUGUAUAUCUUGUCUUCAUCGCUCUACAAGCCCUCGGGCCCUUCGCAGCACUUCUCCUCACAUCACCCGACAAGGUUCAACGAACGGAUAGAGUGACACCCAAUCUCCGCAUUUCUGAAUCAAGCUGGAGAGAAAUAAAACUUACAUCGAAGUUAUUCAUCAGCAAAUAUUUUUUGUUGUUGGUGCCAGUUAUCGCGCAAGGUGUUUACAGUGAGGCGGUCAUGUUUACGUACGAAUCUGUUUGGCUCAGUGUUGGAGGAAGAGCAUUAGGCUCGUUUCUUUCGGGUAUUGUGGCAAUGAUUUCUGGCAACUUAUUGGGUGCAUUUUUGGAUCGGGAGAAGUGGUCUCUGAAGAAGAGAGCGAGGUGGGCUUUUAUUGUUAUCUUGGGAUUGCAGGGUGUAUGGUGGAUAUGGGGAACCGUCCUGGUCACAAAUUACUGGGGACAAAAUCCGCUGCCAGUAUAUGAUUGGACCGAUGGUGGAGCAUUCGUUAGAACCUUUUUAUUAUUUUUAGGAUGGGUCUCUGGCUUUCAGCUGAAUUAUCUGUUCUUAUACUUCCUCGUGGGAAACCUCGCCAAAACGCCUGAAGAAGUAGUAAGAAUCGCAGCACUACUUCGAGGAACCGAAUCAGCUGUUCAGGCUGUUAGUUACGGUUUGAACAGUGUUACAGUGAUGGGUGAUAUCGGGGGUAUAUAUCUCAAUUUUGGUCUUUGGGGAUUAGCGCUGAUCCCUGGAUGGUUACUGGUAAAAGAGAUUGGAGUGAGUCUUGGAGAUAGUAAGAUUGCGAGGGAGAGGGAGGUGAUUGAGAGGUCGUGA